GAGAAAGAAGUAGAAGUUCUUGAAAAGCCGCGCGGUUGUAUUUCAAAAACUCUAAAUCAUUGAAGAUCAUAGAGCAAUUAAGCUGUAGGGAUAAAAAAUGUCGUCCCCAUUCCAAAGUUUGCUACUCGAGGUGCAGAACUCAGCGUCUGGCUCAUCACUGGGCUCUUGGAGCUGGCUUGCAUCAUCGCCCCAUUCGACGGGUGGCACAAGUCACGCCACUGCAUCACAUAUCAUACCUGAUUCCAUUCCAAGAAUACGACGUGAAGUGAGUGCAAGGACACCUUCAACAUCGUUUGUUAACAUGAAAGAGAUAGAACGAGGCCCUGCACCAGGAUCUUCGACGACGACAUGGGUAGACACAUCUUUUUCAUCAGCGCCUCGUGCAACAUCUUUACCCCCUCCUCCCCAUCUAAAGAAGUCAAGGACUUCACCAUCCCAAACAACUUCCUUCCUCCUUGCGAAAGAGUACAAGGAUAUUCUGCGAAGUAACCUGCCUUACAUGAGCGCAUCGCAGAUGGACCAGUAUAACGAGUUUGCAGAUUUCCUAACCGGGUCAAAAGACCACUCCUGGUCCAACCUUUUGGCACACAGUCCGGCAAUGAAGAAUCAGCGGAAAUUGCUAGGAGCCGAAGAAACGGAGAAGAUUAUUGACGAUGUACCUCUACUGCUUUUUCAAUUGUGUCCAGUUCAGCGCUAGUACGCGUCUGCGAUUGUGCGAAGAUCCUAGGUAGCAGGGCAGACUCAUAUACAGACAGCAAUCUUCAAUUUCCUAUCCUGUGAUAUUCAUUAUCACACCAGUGGUUUGAUUUUGUGAAGCAAUACAUAAAUGCCUUCACGACAUCCUCCUUAAUAUCACAACAGGUAAUAACCGAGUACGGCAAGCAGCGCAAAACAGGCGCUAAAAAAGAGGGCGAGCAAGCGAUACGGGAUGUAGCCCCACUGCAGAAUUACCUAGAAAAGCUAAAACAAAAUCCGGAAGGCUUGUUGCAGAACAUUCAAGGGUUAUUGGACAGUGGCAAAAACAACCUGCCUAAACAAAUACUUGGAGGAGUCAAAGACAUGAUGCAAAUGAGCAAUAUGCAAGCGGCAUGAAGAUGGACAAAUCAAUAUUAUGACAAAGUAAGGAGAAGUUCUUGUAGUAUGCAAGAAGAAAGGAAAGUAGAAUGUUGAUUUUGAUUUUUUGCACAGGGGACGAAGGAUGCAUGGUUAUCAUCGAUCCCAGAUUAUUUUCGGGUAAGAUGUUGUACAAUGACACUGUACAACAAGGUAGAUACUUUUUUUUCUGACAUGGAUGAUAGAUGAAGAUUUACAACAUACUGGAAUUGCAGCCGAUGUUGCAUGAAACAAUUGCAGCAGGCAGUCUGUUCAAUAAGACGACACGGAAUCGGAGAUGCGAAAGCGGGG
Amoebophrya sp. A25 is the source of this 1404-nucleotide messenger RNA. The record is from the annotation of a GenBank genome assembly. Lineage: Eukaryota; Dinophyceae; Syndiniales; Amoebophryaceae.